Myripristis murdjan (pinecone soldierfish) is the source of this 1601-nucleotide messenger RNA. Its product is annotated as zinc finger protein 501-like. NCBI's taxonomy places the organism in Eukaryota, Metazoa, Chordata, Actinopteri, Holocentriformes, Holocentridae. The coding region runs from base 41 to 1276 and encodes 411 amino acids. Gene Ontology annotation, biological process: regulation of transcription by RNA polymerase II. The record is from RefSeq and is a predicted model, not a curated record. Gene Ontology annotation, molecular function: DNA-binding transcription factor activity, RNA polymerase II-specific; RNA polymerase II cis-regulatory region sequence-specific DNA binding. The transcript is spliced from 2 exons.
CAGGCUGCAGUGUGCAGGCUAGUUCUGUUAGCUGGGAGAGAUGAGUGUCCCUUCGCUCUUUGCAAACGAUCUCAUGUGUACAUCCGCAGAAAUGUCUGCAGUCCAGAGUCUGAGGACGUUUGUGAACCAGCGACUGACUGCGGCUGCUGAGGAGAUAUGUGGAGUGUUUGAACAGACUUUACUUGUGUACGAGGAGGAGAUCGAGCGGCAGCGCAGACUGCUGGACAUCGUCCUGAAACCCGAGAUCAGACUGCACAGAAUAGACCCUCCACAGCCAUCUGUGUGUAAGGACGAGCUUCGCCUUGACCAGCAGCACUGCACCCAGGAGAGCAACUCCAUUCUGGGUCAGGAGGUCCCAGAGUCCCCACAGAUUAAAGAGGAACAGGAGGAAGUCUGCAACAGUCAGGCAGGAGGGCAGCUUUUAGUGCAGCAGGAGGCCGAUGUCCGCUCUGGAGAAUCAGAACCACACAGUGACAGCUACCUCCACUCUCACAACCAUCAUGUAGCUGAGCGUGAAGGUUACAAAACAUCCAGCUGUGGGAGCGCAGGAUCAGCUCACAGCACUGAUCCAAAACAACAAAACAGAGCUUACAAGUGUGACAGCUCCAGUCAAGAGUUUUCUGCCUCGGAAAACUUAAAUACUCACACGAGAGCCCACACUGGUGAAAGGCCUUUUAGAUGUGGCACUUGUGGGAAAACGUUCACACAUAGGUCUGACUUGAAAAAACACACAGGAGCUAAGACAGGGGGAAAGCCUCUGAGAUGCAUAUUUUGUAGAAUGGGAUUCAGCUGUCAGUCGAACCUCAGUAAGCAUGUUAUAGUCCACACGGGUGAGAAACUGUACACUUGCAACACUUGUGGAAAAAGAUUCAGACGUGGCACAGACUUGACAAAACACAUGAGGGUUCACACAGGCGAAAAGCCUUACAGCUGCAUUCACUGUGAGAGAAAGUUUGCCUUCCAUUCGGUGCUCAAACGGCACCUCCGAGUGCACACCGGGGAGAAACCUUAUAAAUGUUUUUCCUGUGGGAGAGAGUUUGCUGUCAGGUCAACUCUGACAAAGCACACCAGAAUCCACACAGGUGAAAAGCCUUAUAAAUGCGGCACCUGCGGGAAAACCUUCACUCAAAACACAAGCUUGAAAAGACACAUGAGGACGCAUACGGGGGAGAAACCAUACCGAUGCACCACCUGCGGGAAAGGGUUCAUCAGCCGCUCACACCUGAAGACACACCCCUGUUUGUUCACUCUCCAAAUCGGCCCUGCUGUGUGGUGAUUUCAGCGUUCAUGUGGACUCCACAAACUGCAUCCACUCUUUACUUCCACCCACAAUUCAUCGUCAGACUCUGCCCUUUUCUUGUCCCAGUUCAGCACCAAAACACUUAGUCAUGCUCUUGUCACCUGAAGGCUGGACUGCUGCGGUGCCCUUUUCACUGGUCUUCCCGACAAUUUCCAAAAUAAACUCCAGGUGGUCCAGAACUCUGCUGCCUGCUUUACCACCCGCACAUCACCUCCAUCCUCUGCGACCUUCAGUGGCUCCCGUUAUCUCAAAGUGUCCGUUUCAAAAUUCUCCUUCUCACAUUUAAAGUGAUAGCCCGUAU